CUUAUAUAUUUUUCUUCCGGUGUCAGAAUGAACGUAGCGUGAUACAACAGAGCUAGCUAAAUGAAACGAUAAAUGUUUAGCAACUUCUCAUUUUCCCACCCUCCCAGUUUUUUCUCUAAAAAAUGUUUAAAUUAAUUUAGGGGCUUCCUUAAAGUGUGAAGGAAUUAACGGAGAGGAACAGUUAACGUUGUUCUUUAGGCUCUCAGAGACAGUUUGGGUUUUGUGGUUUUCUCUCUGGCCCAGGUGUCAUGGAGGGUCCGUCCUGUCGGUUAUCUGCUGAGGCAGAAGAACCCCGGCCGUCGGGCAGGAGGGACUCUGGAUCGGAGCCCACGUGGGACACGAAGACUCACUUUCGUGUGUGUCGCUUCAUAAUGGAAACAGGAGUGAAGCUCUGUAUGCGCUCAGUACCCGUGGCAACGGCCUGUGUGUUGUACCAUCGUUUCUUCCAGCGGGUCACAUCCCGUGUUUAUGAACCCUACCUGGUGGCCAUGAGCUGCUUGUACUUGGCUGGAAAAGUGGAGGAGCAACACAUCCGGACCCGGGACAUCAUCAAUGUGAGCCACAGGUACUUUAGCAAAGGCAGUGCUCCUCUCGAAUGUAAUAAGGAGUUCUGGGACCUAAGGGACAGUGUGGUGCAGUGUGAGCUCCUCAUCCUACGACAGCUCAACUUCCACGUCUCCUUUGAACAUCCUCACAAGUAUUUGCUCCACUACCUGCUUUCUGUGAAAUCACUGGUGAACCGGCACGCUUGGUCUCGAACCCCCAUGGCUGAGACUUCCUGGGCAUUGCUGAGGGACUGUUACCAUGGAGACAUGUGCAUCCGCCACACACCGCAACACAUCGCGGUAGCUGCACUCUACCUGGCUAUGAGCAGCUAUGGAGUGGAGCUGCCCGCUGGAGAGAAGGAGUGGUGGCAGGUGCUGUGCGAGGACGUGACCAAAGCAGACAUCAACGCUGUGAUCUCAGACCUUCUCCGGCUGUAUGACAUGGAGGCCAAGUGUAUCUGAAGGACGAAGCGGUGGACUGGAGAGCCACGUGGAGGUUCUGUUGGUGUCGGUGUGGGAAGAACGUGAACAUCCUCUGAUCUGUGCAGUGGACGGCUGGGGUUCAGGUGCGUUUGAAUAUGUGUGCAUCUGAGGCAGAGAAGACUUUGUUUUUGCCCCAGUUACCCUGUGGAGCUGAGAAAAUUGUACCUGCAAUACCGCUGUCUGCCACUAGGGGGAGACAUGUCUCACUUUUGGGUGUCUCAACACUACAUGAGACAGGUUUGUAGUUCAGAUACCAGAGUGGGAAGUCCUAGACCUCUCUGUGUAAUUAUUGGUACGUUGGUUUGUAAUAACAGAGAAUAAAUAAAAAUUUUAUGGAAUUGUGAACGAAGGUGGGCUUUUCUUGUUGAGCUGCAUCACGGCACAUGUCUGCAUUUCCAAAUGUUUUUUUUCACCAAAUACAAACCAAAAUGUAUUCAUAUAUUUGAAAUCCAGAAUUAAUUUCUGAGACCAUUUAUUAUUAACAAGUCUUUUGAAAUGAGGGGUGCAAUAAAUGCUUCUAUUGCUCUGCUUUUCCACUUCAUUUAUUACAGGGAUAGUGCACCAUUUUAUCGCAUAGCCAAGUAACUGUGCUACUUCAAGUUGUUACAAAAUGCUGCAUUUAUCAAAUAUAGCUGAAAAGAAAUUUUACUUCCUUAUUUAACAGUAUGAAAUUGGGCCUCUGUCUCUUUAAAGUCUCCUGUCCUUUCUAAAUCUCCACCCUCCGGAAGUCAUCACAACAUGGCUCCUCUAUUAACCCUUUCACAAUGUUUUUACCAGCGUCGCGCUGAGAAGUGGCUCAUAUAAUGAGCUCUGCGGUUCCACCAGGUGCUAACUAAUUGCUGCUGGCUAGUCUGAAGGAGCUGAGUGGGGUACCGGUGGGGAGGGCUGCUCUGUGAGACAGAAGCUCUGAGGCUUGGAAACUGCAGCUCUGAGGAGGCGCUGUGCCUCAAAGGUGUUUUGUAAGUUAAUGUUGGAAGAUGAUAUGAACCUGGUCAGGAAAGCAUAAACAGAUGUCAUUAUUUACAUUUGUUUAAGACUUGUUUUACAGGUCUAAAAUGUGUCUGUACUUUUGUUCAGGUUAGGUUAGGUUACGCCUGGUGUUAUCCUCACCCAUCCAAUGGACACGUCGCAGGUUUCCAAAAUCCUGUAGAAUAAUAUUGAAAGUCUAUAAUUUAUCCAUACAGAUGAAAUCUGUACAAAUAAAAUAGAUUUUGUUCACUGUUUUAAAUCAUAUUUUUUUUAAUUGGUUUAAUUUAGGAUUAAUUAAUUUAUUUCUAUUUGCUAUAAGCCAGAAUGAUGAGGGUUGGUUUUACUGAAUGUUAUUUUCUUCAAAUACAGAAGUUUAUAUUAUCACUGUAUGGAUAUGAUCUCACUAGAGGUUCAUCAUUAUAUGCUAACAGACAUACUGGAAAAAAAAAACGCUCUGAGGGGAAGAACCAAUUCUUUCAAAAGCAGCAUGAAAAUCCAGUAAACAGCCUUCGGAUACACUCGAGUUGAGUCUUCAGAAAAUAACAAAACUGCUACAUUUGGAGGAAAAAUGAAGCCCCUUUCCAAACGUCAGACCUCCAUCCCAACUGUGACCUAGAGAGGUGGGUUUUGCCGCAGGAGGAGCUGCUGCACAUCACAAAGUAGAUGAUAUCGCACUGAAAGACCGUCAUGCAGCAGUACUGAAGCGACAUCUAAACAACAUCUGCUCCUUUUCGUUCAUGUUGAUUUUACUUGUUUUAUGAACUAUUCAUAUUUAUUAUUGCAUGAAAAGAAAAAAAAAAGAAAGACAUCAGCAUGGAAGUUAAAGCUCAGGCUCAAACGGGUCUUCUAAACGAAUAAUGACCCUAAGCACCAGGAUUGUUCCAAAGACAGUGUUCUGGAGUGACCACCAUCACCAAGUCCUGAUGUGAGCCUCACAGCUCUGUGUGGACGGAGCUGGAAAGACGUGUGAAGGUGAAGUGAGUUACAAAUCUGAUUCACUUCCUCUGGUUCUGUUUGGACUGACGGCCAGAAUCCCAGCAAAAUGUUGCGAGACGCUUGUGAAAGGAAACCACUGAUCUCUCAGGUCUCACAUGCCUGGACAUAGUUGUUUAUUAGACAACUAUGGCAAAUACUAAACGAAUGUAUAUAAACUAAAAAAGUUAAAAAAUAAAAAAUAAAU
This is a messenger RNA of Gambusia affinis (western mosquitofish), 3177 nucleotides long. RefSeq names its product cyclin Q (gene ccnq). NCBI's taxonomy places the organism in Eukaryota, Metazoa, Chordata, Actinopteri, Cyprinodontiformes, Poeciliidae. The coding region runs from base 249 to 1007 and encodes 252 amino acids. Gene Ontology annotation, biological process: regulation of transcription by RNA polymerase II. The transcript has 5 exons. Gene Ontology annotation, molecular function: cyclin-dependent protein serine/threonine kinase regulator activity. Gene Ontology annotation, cellular component: nucleus. The record is from RefSeq and is a predicted model, not a curated record.